AAAAUAUGCACCUACCACAGUCUUCCUACCAGACAGACCUCUGGCCACGUGGCAGCUGGGAUAGGCUCCAGCUACAAUAAUGUUACGUCUAACAUGAAAACAGGAACGCUGUAAAAAGAACUAGGACGUUGUAUCCUGAUUUUUUAUUUUUAUUUUUUUUUCUAGCAUAUAUUCUGGAUUUUAUUAACUUUUUUGAUUAUGAUUAAGGAUUUUUAUUUUAAAGGUUUGGUUUUCGAGCUGCUCAUCACGCCAGAAAUCGCACUCCUUUUUUCUUUUUCCUUUGAAAUGAAAGUGAAAGUAUCAAGAGAAACUUUGUGUGGACAUCAGACAACAAGGAGUCCGACAGUGGAGGGCAAGAAUGACGGUUUUAAUCUUGAGGAUACUUUUUUACGUGUAUCUAAGUGCAGGUGUGUGGAGUGUCCAUCAGAUCCAGUGGCUGCCUUGUUACUUCAUUGAUGAGCGUUUGUAUUUGAACAAGGACAACCACACUGAAACCCGGGUCAUCCCCAGAGAGGCUAUACUUCAGUUUGGUCAGAAAGGAGAUGCUCCUGUUAACCCAAACGCCAUCACUUUCCUGGUCACCAGAUCAAAGUUGGAUCUGCUGCAGUAUGUGGAGGGGGUGGAGGCAGAGCAGCUGAAGUGUGAGCUGCACAGAUACAGCACAGAGGGCACUUACAUUCGCUGGCCUGUCCUCGGUGCCCGGGAGUACAACCACUGGUUUACCUGCAUCCUCAGACACAGCAGGGGCCGCUUCGCAGUCGCUGGCUCCCUCAGACACCCCUCUGACCAGCCUCCCCCAGGGCAGCCAGACUACCACAACUGGUCUGUCAUUGCUGACAAAGAGGUACUCACCACCGCAGUCGCCAUGGUCAUCAAAACACAGACUCCCUCAGUUAAAGCACGCCUGAAGUUCCAGCAAAAGCUCCACUGCCAGUUUGAUGUCGACCACAAGGGUGCAAAGGUCACCGUAGAGUGGCAUAGGCACCGCCCUGGUGAGAGGACUGAGCUCUUCAGUUACAACAGGCGCACAGGACAGAGGCGCACAGGACAGACCGAGGGGAGCGGUGUCGGACUACAUGCCCUUGCGGCUGGAGAUGCCUCCUACAUCCUUGCCUCCACCACGAUGAUCAGUGAAGGGACCUACAUUUGUUCAGUGUCCGUGAAUCCACUGUUCGCCAAGGUGGAUAUAUAUCUGCAGAUUCAAGAGUCUCCCCAUGUCUCCCUCAAUGUUGGAACCACCCUGUUAUUGCAGGAGGGCAAGGACUUGAUGGUUAAGUGUGAGGCAAAUGGCUACUACCCUCGGGAUGUGGAGAUAAUUUGGUACGAGGAGGAUCCAGGCACUCCACAUCCCAAGCCACUGAACCAUAGUGUUCUGUUCAGCCACAAAGAAAAUAGGGACAUGACCUUCUCGCUGUCAGGUGUUUUCUACCUCCAGGCUGCGCUCAGGGACUCUGGGAAAAAGUUCACAUGCAGCGUCUCCCAUCAGUCCCUGAAAGUGCCCAUCACAAAGAGCUUCACCCUGAUUGUGGAAGAGCCAGCCAACUGGAUUUUGUACCUCGUUGUGGGCUCUGUUGUGAUCCUGCUGUUGUAUGUGAAGCGGCGCUACCUGCACUCAGUGUGGAGAAGGUUGGUGCAGGUAAGGUGAUAUAAAAACAAGAAAACAAACAAAAAAGGGAAUGGGAAGCACCUUGAGAUGACUGUUGUUUUGGUGUUGUAUAAAUAGAAUAGAAUUGAACUGAAUUGAACUGAACUGAAUUGAAUUGAAAUGAAUUGAAUUGAAUUGAAUUGAAUUGAAGUGAACUGAAAUGAAGAAAGGAAGAGGUUGUGGCCACAGACUGAAUAAGGGAGGUGAGCUGCUAAAUGAGUCUUGCUUCAGAGUCUUCACAGAUCCAUCGACGGACUGAGGGCUGGUGAACUCCUGCAUUCCAUGUGUGACAGUGAGGCAGUGCAUUACAACUCUGCUUAAAAUGAUGGGUUACCAGCUAGUGAACUGGUUGACUUGAACAAGUGUUGUAUUUUAUUUUAUUUUUCUUUGUUAAAAUUCAUAGUAAACAUUACAGUUUUGUUUGGGUCAUUAAAUUUCAGGGCUUUUUAAGAGAGGCUCUUUUUUUAGUUUGCAAAAGGGCAAAAGCUUGAUGGCUUAUGAAGAGUUCUUCAUGUUUUAGUAAUUUAGAUAACUGUGAUUUAGACAUCCAAUGAAAAUCAAUCACGGCUCUGUUGGCAAAUAGGGUAAAAUGCAAAGUUUUCUGAAGUACUAACAAAUAAGUAGUCACUUUUUAUUCCAGUUUAUGCUCCACAGAUUACUCUUUGGGAUUCAGGAUGUUAUCCUGUAUACUCAGGACUCUUUCAAAUAUUAUGUGAAUCAGAGCUGAAAACUGAGGAUCUGAAUUCAGUGAUCCUGAUGAUGGCUUCAAAGAAAUAUACAGGGAGAUACCAGCUCACAGCUAUUUUAGAACGGACGGUCAGUUGUAAUAACACUGGACUGAUGUUAGAUUGUACUGAUGGAAGCCUAUUUAAUUCAAGAGCAUGGAUAUAUUGUAUUUUUAUAUUUUUGUAGUGCAUUUGAUGACAUCGGACAUCUUUUUGUAAUGAAAACUUUGCACUACUUUGGAUUUGGAAAGAAGCUUGAACACACAAUCCAUAAACUCCAAAUUCAGUUGCACAAAGGCAUUAACAUUUUUAACCACAUUUCUUUUCUUUGUAAAACAAAAUUUGUUUACUAAAUUAAAAUUACAUUAUCUAUGUCUUAAAUCACUUUGAAACAUUGGAAAAGAGAAUGCUGCAUAGGUUAAACUGGACAAACCAUCCUUCUUAAAAAAAAAACUUAUCCCACUGCCUUCAAGAUGGAUGGAUAAAGAAUACAUUGUGUACUCUGAGACUUCUCCUGAACUCAGACAGCUCAGCAUAGUAGCAAUUAACUUUUGUGAUGAUAAAUGUACAAAAGGUUUUCAGAAGCAUUCAGUUGCAGAAAGUCUAAUCUUCUUCUAUUUUGAAGGAAUUUGAGGCUGAGGAGGUUCGUCUAACAAGGAGUAAGCAUAUUUCACUUCCUCUUCCUCCCAAAGGGAAAGAGGUGAAAUUCAAAAUUGUAAAUGAAAGUUACCAUCAAAAUAAUCCUUCAGGCUUAAGUUGGUUUAACUUGGAUAUGACCACCUGAGUAUUCUGUGAAGAUGAUAUAGAAAGUGUGGAUCGUCUACUUUUUCCACACUGAAUCACUGCAGGCUUUCUGGAAUCACAGGAGGAUCUGGUUACAGUCCAACAGGAUUCAAUAAAACAAUAUGGAAUAUUUUUUGAGACUUUGGUAUCAGGACUCUUUUUUUCUUUAGGAACUUUUUUUAUGCUUAUGCGUUUUUCACGUUUAUUAAUAUUUUUAAUAUUUAUUGUAUUUGAUAUGUCUCUUGAUAUGUCUCCUAAACACUCAGCCUUUGUAUAAUUUAUUUUUGUUUGGUGGACAGCGCCUCAUCUGUUUGUAUUGCUAUUGUUCAUUAAUAAAAUUGGGUGGAAAAGUU
Molecule: messenger RNA, 3506 nt
Organism: Oreochromis aureus
Lineage: Eukaryota; Metazoa; Chordata; Actinopteri; Cichliformes; Cichlidae
Product: tapasin-like
Exons: 7
Coding region: 359-1645 (428 amino acids)
Source: RefSeq, a predicted model, not a curated record